Molecule: messenger RNA, 1433 nt
Organism: Neurospora crassa OR74A
Lineage: Eukaryota; Fungi; Ascomycota; Sordariomycetes; Sordariales; Sordariaceae
Exons: 3
Coding region: 531-1139 (202 amino acids)
Source: RefSeq, a predicted model, not a curated record
GCCUUCGUGGGCCUACCAAAAUCCAUUGUAUGAAGGGUUUGUCCGUCAUGGCGGCUUGGACAGGUUGAAGUCUACAUAGUAGACGUAGCGCUGUAGUAGUGUAAGUGAUCCCAGCCCCCACUGGCACCAGUCCCCAUCUUACAAGGCCUUCACAUUCGUCCAAACUUCUGCGACAACUUGAUAGGCCCAUGGCCCCGAAUCCUUCGUCUACUCCCUGUUUGCUCCUUUUCGACUGAUCCUUCACUCAAUUGGGCGUCAACACAUUGAAGAAAGGCCGCCAUAUUUGGUUGUGUCUUUUUUUAAUCCAUUUUUUAUGCUUAUAACACGUCGACCGCCACUUUUGCCGGACAAAGGCCCUCGUCCUUCGCAACUUCCUCCCCCUCCCCUUCAGCAUUCCUUCUCGAUACCCCCGUGCAGUUCUCACUCACUGCUUUCAACUCAUCAAAAUCACCUCUUACGAACGGUUCGGUCAGAGCGCCCACUAUUACAAACAACCAUCAACAACUUCUCGCCUAUCUAUAUCACGUAAAAUGCAUACCCAGCUCGUUUACUUUGCCCUGUUUGCUGGGCUUGCCGGUGCUGCCGGCUUGGAAAGCAAGUCCAUCUAUGCUGUGGAGGCUAUCAAAUCCAUCAUGCCUGGGGCCUUGACCGAUUGCUCGCAGUUCGAAUUCUCUAAGGAGUGCAGGACACCGGAGGAGGCUGCUCCCCAUCUGAUCAACUCCCUCAAGGGCCGCACCACAGGCGAGAUUGCUAUGAUCCUGUCGCUCAUCGGCGUCGAGAGCGGUGAUUUGAAGUUCAGGAUCAACCAUUUCCCAAGCCCAGGCCACCCCGACCAAGGCACUGCGAAUAUGAUGUCGCCCAUGUAUGUCAGCGAGUAUGCAAAAGACCUCAACUUGCCCAUCGAAGGCAAGUCAGGGCCGGAGAUUUUGCAGCUUGUCAUAGCGGACGACUUUCGCAAUUUUGACUCUGCCCGUUGGUUCGUCGACAAGCAUUGCUCGGACGAGGUGAAGGCUAAAAUGAAGAUGGGCACCGACGAGGGGUACAGCGAUUAUAUCACAAAGUGCGUUGGCACCACCAUGGCGGAUGAUCGGCAACGGUAUUGGGACCGGGCCAAGAAGGCAUUUGACCUCAGUGGUUAGGUCGAGGCUAGAGACAGCGAUAUGGGGCUCAUAAAUGAGCAUGAACGGUAGUCUGGGGCAAGCGGUGUCUUAUUCUGUUCCUUAUAUGUUACAUCUGGUGUUCGGGAAGCAGCAAAGCUGCCUUCGCUUCCCCGGGCAAUGAAAGGCUGGUUCUGGCUUCGGGUUGUGGCCUGUGUAGAUGCUAGAUAAUGCGUUGUACCGUAACUGAAAGAUGGAACGAAUUCUUUGCUGAAGAAUCAAGGUGUAAAAAUGUGAAUAAAGGUAUGACUAGAAUCGAACGACGUUAAAGGCGUA